This is a messenger RNA of Vanrija pseudolonga, 633 nucleotides long. RefSeq lists its product as uncharacterized. Bases 1 to 633 code for a protein of 210 amino acids. The record is from RefSeq and is a predicted model, not a curated record. NCBI's taxonomy places the organism in Eukaryota, Fungi, Basidiomycota, Tremellomycetes, Trichosporonales, Trichosporonaceae. The transcript has a single exon.
AUGAGCAGCAAUAGCAACAUCAGCAGCAGCAGCACGCCGUACGUCCCCCUGGUCGGCGGGAGCAUCUACGUGCCCACCAUCGACGUCAAGAUCACCGGCUCGAGCAGCUGCUUCGACGCCGUGUGCGGCAAGUACGUCGUCGGGCGGAACAGCAACAGCUCGAGCUGCUUCGGCAUGCCCGUGUACUUCAACCACACGAUCCCCGCUGCGCUAGCAAGCAAGAAAUGCGCGAGCGAGGCCGACAUCCACGUGUCGUGGGCGACCAACAACAAGACGGGCGCGCUGAUUCCGUACAUCACGAGCACGGACACGCACUAUCCCUACAAGUGUAUCUUCUCCAACGGCGCGUGUGCCGGCGAGAUCUGCAACCUCCAGCGCCAACCCGCCAACGCCACAAGCGACGGCAGGACAGAGUGCUACAGCGAUCCGCUCGUCGCGAUGCCUGCCCCGUGGCUGCCGAAACUCGCCAACGUGUCCGACCAGUGUGCGGGCCAGCCGGUGACCUGUGUCGUCGUCGAUGGGCGCAGCACGCAGGAGUACUCGGGUGCGCUGGCGACGGCCGCGCCAAAGUCGCUGGUGCUGCUUGGCGCCGCGUCGGCAGCGCUGGGGCUCUUGGGCGUCGUUGGGCUGUAG